GUAUGGUUUGAAAACAGCCUGACUCUAAAAAAUAACUCUGCCCCUUUAAGAGCAGCAGAGCAGGGAUGAGUUGAGUGUGGAUGCCAUUUUGCACAUGGUGACAAACUCUCUCCUACUCUUUACGCAAGCUACACAACGUUUACCUUUCGUCAAGACAAAGAGGAGUAAGCACACUCAGAAAUGGCGUCCUCUAGCCGUCUCAUGUCUGAAGUUCAGUUCCAGUGCUCUAUCUGUCUGGAUGUGUUCACUGAGCCUGUCUCCACUCCAUGUGGACACAACUUCUGCAAGGUCUGUAUCAGCGGAUACUGGGAUACCACUGACCUGUGCCAGUGUCCACUGUGCAAGCAUAAAUUCAACAGAAGACUUAAGCUAAAAACCAACACAACACUCAGGGAUGUUGCAGAUUAUUUUAAGCGGAAGAGAGCGGGAGACCUAGAUGAGUCCCUCCCUUCGCUUAGAGAAAUGGUCUGUGAUGUUUGCACUGGCAAACGGUGUAAGGCUCUGAAGUCCUGCCUGGAGUGUCAAACCUCUUUCUGUGAGACUCACCUGCAGCCUCAUCAGAGAGUCACCGGCCUGAAAAGGCACAAGCUAAUAGACCCCGUGGAGAACCUGGAAGACAGGAUGUGUAAGAAGCAUGACAGACUGCUGGAGCUGUUCUGUAGGACCGACCAGACGUGUGUGUGUCAGUUCUGCAUUGAGACAGACCACAAGAAUCACCACACCGUCCCUCUAGAAGAAGAGUGUGGAGAGAGGAAGGUUCAGCUGGGGAAGACGGAGCGACAGAUACGGCAGAUGAUCAGGGAACAACUAGAGAAGGUUCAGAAUAUCAAACACUCAGUAGAGCUCAGCAAGAGAGAUACACAGUGCGAGAUGGCCGACAGCCUGCGGGUCUUCAGUGAUCUGAUGGAUUCCAUUGAGGAACGCAAGGCUGAGUUCAUUGAGGAGGUUGAGAAGAAGCAGAAAGCAGCAGAGAAUCGGGCUGAAGGGUUUAUUAAAGAGCUGGAGCAGGAAAUCACUGACCUACGUAGGAGACACACUGAGUUGGAACAGCUCUCACACACUGAGGACCACCUCCACCUCCUCCAGACCUUCCCAUCCCUGUGUACCCCUCCAAACAUCAAGGACUGGUCUGAGAUCAGUGUUUACAGUGAGACGUGUGUGGGGAAUGUGGGGAGAGUUUUGAUAAAUUCCUUGUCUAGGCUGGAGACGAUUGUGAGAUUCUUUUCUGAAAGAUGCACUAAAGCAGUGGCGCACUUUCAUGACAUCAAUCUGAAGAAGAUGCAGCAGUAUGCAGUGGAUGUGAUUCUGGACCCUGAUACAGCAUAUGACAGGGUUGUCGUAUCCAAGAACAGGAAACGGGUGAGAAAGGGAGUUAGAAGAAUGAUUCUCCCUGACAACCCAGGUAGGUUUCUUUGGAGUUACUCUGUCUUGGGAAAACGGGGCUACUCCUCUGGGAAAUUCUACUAUGAGGUGCAGGUGAAGGGGAGCGUUUCCUGGAAGUUAGGCGUGGCCAGAGAGUCCAUCGAGAGGACUGGGUUGUUGUGUUCACUGAGCCCGAAGAAUGGAUUCUGGACUGUGGAACUCGGGAAAGGGGAUAGGUGUCAGGCCAACAACUCUCCUUCUCUAACUCUCUUCAUUGAGAAGCCCCAGAAAGUGGGGGUGUUUGUGGAUUUUGAGGGGGGUCGGAUCUCCUUCUAUAAUGUGGAGGCCACGUCUCAUAUCUACUCUUUCAUUGGCUGCAACUUCACUGAAAAACUCUAUCCAUACCUUAACCAUUGUUGGUUUUGAUUUUGGAGUUCAAACGUCUGCUCCAUUGGUCAUUACUCCAAUCAAUCAUUUACACAGACUUAAUCAGAGUCCAAUAAGGCCAUAGAGGUUUAAGCAACACAGAAUCGGCAAUGUAACAUAUUACGAACCUGACGACGCUGAAAACGAAACUUGUUUGUUAAUGUAAAAUAUAAAUAAGUGCUUAAGCCUGUCUUC
Messenger RNA from Salvelinus sp. IW2-2015, 1983 nucleotides. RefSeq names its product E3 ubiquitin-protein ligase TRIM39-like. NCBI's taxonomy places the organism in Eukaryota, Metazoa, Chordata, Actinopteri, Salmoniformes, Salmonidae. Gene Ontology annotation, molecular function: protein binding; zinc ion binding. The record is from RefSeq and is a predicted model, not a curated record.